AGCUCUACCACAGCUGUUAUUGAAACUACAACCUCAGUGCCAGGUGUUACAACAACAAGCCCUGAAACGACAGUUCUGACAUCAAAACCUUCUGUUGUUAACACAACUAUUAAUGUACCUUCACAAACAUCUACAGUAUCCACAACCAAAUCUGUAGAGACAACAGCAUCAGAAAAGACAACAUCUUCAGAAAAGACAACAGCAAAGAUUGUGACGACAAUACCUCCUAAAGAAGUCACCACUGGCCCAGUAACAAGCUCUACCACAGCUGUGGUUGAAACUACAACCUUAUUGCCAGGUGUUACGACAACAAGUCCUGAAACAACAGUUGUGACAUCCAAACCUUCUGUUGUUACCACAACUAUUCAUGUACCAUCAGCAAUAUCUACAGAAGCCACAACCAAAUCUGUAGAGACAACAGCAUCAGAAAAGACAACAUCAUCAGAAAAGACAACAGCAAAUAUUGCAACAACAAUACCACCCUCAGAAGUUACCACUGGCCCAGCAACAAGCUCUACCACAGCUGUGGUUGAAACUACAACCUCAGUGCCAGGUGUUACAACAACAAGACCUGAAACAACAGUUGUGACAUCCAUUCCUUCUGUUGUUACCACAACUAUUAACGUACCUUCACAAACAUCUACAGUAUCCACAACCAAAUCUCUAGAGACAACAGCAUCAGAAAAGACAACAUCUUCAGAAAAGACAACAGCAAAGAUUGUGACGACAAUACCACCAAAAGAAUUCACCAGUGGCCCAGUAACAAACUCUACCACAGCUGUUAUUGAAACUACAACCUCAGUGCCAGGUGUUACAACAACAAGCCCUGAAACGACAGUUGUGACAUCAAAACCUUCUGUUGUUACCACAACUAUUAACGUACCUUCACAAACAUCUACAGUAUCCACAACCAAAUUUCUAGAGACAACAGCAUCAGAAAUAACAACAUCUUCAGAAAAGACAACAGCAAAGAUUGUGACGACAAUACCACCUAAAGAAGUCACCACUGGCCCA
This is a messenger RNA of Etheostoma cragini (Arkansas darter), 1014 nucleotides long. RefSeq names its product mucin-5AC-like. The annotation marks the transcript as partial. The record is from RefSeq and is a predicted model, not a curated record. The transcript has a single exon. Lineage: Eukaryota; Metazoa; Chordata; Actinopteri; Perciformes; Percidae.